Messenger RNA from Brassica oleracea var. oleracea, 1074 nucleotides. RefSeq lists its product as uncharacterized. The coding region runs from base 1 to 1074 and encodes 357 amino acids. The transcript has a single exon. Lineage: Eukaryota; Viridiplantae; Streptophyta; Magnoliopsida; Brassicales; Brassicaceae. The record is from RefSeq and is a predicted model, not a curated record.
AUGGCUUCUUCUCCUUGGGCAGUUGUAGGCGAUUUCAAUCAGAUUCUGGAUUCAUCAGAGAACUCUUCUGCCUCUGCUGCUUACUCAACUCGUGGCAUGAGGGAUUUUCUUAAUUGUACUAUCUCAGCUGCUCUAUCCGACCUGCCUUAUUGUGGAAACUCGUUUACAUGGUCUAAUAAUCAAGGUCUCACGGUCAUCUCUAAAAAGCUUGAUCGAAUUCUGGUAAAUGAUGUUUGGCUUUCUUCUUUUCCUGAUUCUCUUGGUGUGUUUGGAGACCCGGGUAUCUCAGAUCACAGUCCAUGCUGUAUCUUCCUUGAUGCCUCCAAGCCCAAAGUCAAACAUCCAUUUAAGUUCUACACCAUGCUAAAUGACAAUCCAGAGUUUCAUGAAAUCAUCUCUGAGUGCUGGAACUCCUUACCGUUUGAAGGGACAUUUAUGCUUAGGGUGUCUAAGAAAUUAAAAGAAUUGAAGAGCAUCAUCAGAACUUUUAGCAAAGGAAAUUACUCAGGGAUAGAAAAAAGAGUUUCUGAAGCUUUUGAUGUUCUUACUCACUGUCAGCGUGUUCUCCUAUCUUCUCCUACACCUCAAGCCGGCUUGGAAGAAAGGAAAGCUUAUGAAAAAUGGUCCCUGCUUGCCAAGGCUGAAGAAUCUUUCUACCAUCAGAGAUCACAUGUAACUUGGUUAGACAAGGGCGACUCUAACACACCCUUUUAUCACCGAUUCGUAAGAGUACGGAAUUCCAUCAAUCAGAUUUUGUUCCUCAAGGAUGAUCUCGGUAAUAUUAUUGACACCAAGGAAGGGAUAAUGAAUCAUGCUAUGGAGUAUUACGAGAAUUUGCUUGGUAGAUAUUCACCUCCAACAACAUCCACCUUGGAUGAUAUCUCCCACCUUCUCGACUAUAGAUGCCCUCAUGCUGUGUCUGAAGCUCUUCUAACCCCUGUUUCUCCCUUGGAUAUUCAACAAGUUUUCUUCUCCCUGCCAAAUAACAAGGCGCCUGGUCCUGACGGUUAUCCAGUAGAGUUCUUCACUUCUCAUUGGAAAACUGUUGGAGGAGAUAUGAUUUUGGCAGUAUAG